Canariomyces notabilis is the source of this 498-nucleotide messenger RNA. RefSeq names its product epsilon subunit of F1F0-ATP synthase N-terminal domain-containing protein. Gene Ontology annotation, molecular function: proton-transporting ATP synthase activity, rotational mechanism. Bases 1 to 498 code for a protein of 165 amino acids. Gene Ontology annotation, biological process: proton motive force-driven ATP synthesis. NCBI's taxonomy places the organism in Eukaryota, Fungi, Ascomycota, Sordariomycetes, Sordariales, Chaetomiaceae. The record is from RefSeq and is a predicted model, not a curated record. The transcript has 5 exons.
AUGAAUUCCCUCCGCAUUGCCCGUGCGGCUCUUCGGGCGCGCCCUGCUACCCUGUGCGCCACUGUCCAGCGCAGAGGCUAUGCCGAGGCUGUCUCGGACAAGAUCAAGCUCAGCUUAUCCCUUCCCCACCAGUCGAUCUACAGGUCCCACGAUGCCGUUCAGGUCAACAUCCCUGCUGAGUCUGGCGAAAUGGGUGUCCUUGCCAACCACGUCCCGUCGAUCGAGCAGCUGAAGCCCGGUGUGGUCGAGAUCAUGGAGGAGAACGGCAGCACCAAGCGGUUCUUCCUUUCUGGGGGCUUUGCCGUUGUUCAGCCCAAGUCGGCCCUGAGCAUCAAUGCGGUUGAAGGUUUCCCUCUGGAGGAUUUCAGCAUAGAUGCCGUCCGGGCGCAGAUUGCCGAGGCCCAGAAGGUUGCCAACGGCAAUGGCAGCGAGCAGGACAUUGCCGAGGCCAAGAUCGAGUUGGAGGUCCUGGAGAGUUUGCAGGCUGCCCUGAAAUAG